AUGGCUCAACGCUUCCAGACUGCUGCACUGCUCAGUCGAUUAGCGAAGCCCGGCCGUUGCGCAAGUCUGAGCAGGACGUACGUCACAGGCGUUCAAUAUGGUGGGCAUGGCUGGGCAAGGAGGCCUCGAUUGCGAACCGCCACAGCUAUUGCUGAAGCUGACCCUGGCAGUGGCCUUGGGCUGCGAGAUCUGAGCACCACUGCGAAGACCUCCCGGGAUAGCGACGGAGGACAAGAUGCCGCGUCUGAUAUGCCCGAAGAUGGAGACCAGGAGCACGCCAUCAUCUCUGCCUUCGAUCUUUUCUCUGUGGGCAUUGGUCCAUCCUCGUCUCAUACGGUCGGUCCGAUGCGUGCCGGCAACAUCUUUGUCACAGAUCUGGUUGAAGCCGGUCUGUUGCACAAGGUCCAUCGAAUUCGCAUAUCCAUCUACGGCAGCUUGGCACUCACCGGUGAAGGCCAUAUGACGCCCAGUGCCCUGCUUCUUGGCCUCGAGGGAGCCGACAUAGAAUCGGUAGACACAGCCUACGUCCCCAAACGCUACGUUGAGAUCAAGGAAAGCAAGAAACUACGUCUUGGCGGAGGAUCGAGCGAAGCCCGCGAGAUCGACUUCGACUAUGGUCGUGAUUUUGUUUGGGAAUGGAGCCGCAAACUACCGACACACAGCAACGGCAUGCGAUUUAGAGUGUUUGACGAGAGUGGGGACAUGAUUGCCACGAACGAUCUCUUCAGCGUCGGCGGAGGCUUCGUCAUCAAUGGACGCAUGGCAACUGCAUCUUCCGGUAUUCUGCCAGAGAUAGAACCCGCUGCGGAAGGAGCCAACGGCGAGAGCCAGAUCGAUCGAGCAGAAGAACCCAACUCUUCAGAGGCUAAACCUGCCGCUCUUUCGGAAAACCUGUACUACAAGGAGAUCAAGCGGUCCGAUGCGGCAGAGGAACGCAGAUCAGGCUUGGAUUACGACUCGUACCGAGCAGCGACAUCCGACCAAGUACAGCAGCCAAUGCUACCCGAGAAAAUGUCAGAGAAUUUAGAAGUCGAUCAGCAAGGCCCACCCAGCAGUGAAACCCGACACACACCCUACCCCUUUCGUACCGGCAAUGACCUUUUGGCGAUCUGCAAGAAGCACAAUCUCACCAUUGCCCAAGUGAUGUUCGAGAACGAAAAGGGGCUCGGGCUACAAGAGCACGAAAUCUUCGACAAGCUCUUUCAUCUCUGGGAUGUCAUGGAUAACUGUAUCCGAGAAGGGGUUCAAGCGCCCUCACAUGCAGCGUUACCUGGAUCACUAAAGCUGCGGCGAAGAGCACCGGCUUUAUAUCAGCAGCUUACCCGCGGACUCUAUCCAGAGCACGCCCAAGUACAGCCGGCGGCAACCUGGCCACAGUUGCAGAAACCUGCGUCUUCUGCGGCGCAGGAUGCGCUGGCAAUAGAAGGGAAGGAAGCAGCUGUGAGCCAAGCUCCAGUAUCAGGACGUGGACUGUCCAAGCAACGGCGUCGAGCGCCACCUCGAAUGCACGGAUCCCCUCACCACCCUAUAUCAGUCUCCCCUCCACGCAGUGCCACGCUGGCCGCAAUGGAUUACCUCACGGUCUAUGCUAUAGCGGUGAAUGAAACCAACGCAGCUGGCGGCCGCGUUGUAACCGCACCAACAAACGGAGCCGCGGGCAUCAUCCCAGCAGUGCUGAAAUACGUCGUCGAGUUCGUUAGCGAUGAUCCAGAACGAGACAUUCCAAUCUUCCUCCUAACAGCCGCGGCUAUAGCCUCUCUAUUCAAACGCGGCGCCACCAUUUCUGCGGCUGAAGGUGGCUGUAUGGCCGAAGUAGGCGUGGCUUGCUCUAUGGCAGCCGGUGCAUACGCUGCUUGUAUGGGUGCAGGGCCCGAGACAAUCGAACAGGCCGCUGAGAUCGGAAUCGAGCACAAUCUGGGUCUGACUUGCGAUCCCAUUGCUGGACUGGUCCAAGCACCGUGUAUUGAACGCAACGCAUUGGGAGCGAUCAAGGCCGUCUCGAGCGCCAAUCUUGCACUGAAUUCCGUGGCUGGGCUGCAGAAGGUCUCGCUUGACGAUGCCAUCGGCGCGAUGCGUCUCACAGCUAAAGGCAUGAAAGACGAGUUCAAAGAGACCAGUCUUAGUGGACUGGCUACAAGCGUUCCGUACAACAUCCCCGUCAGCGUUCCGGAUUGCUGA
Messenger RNA from Cyphellophora europaea CBS 101466, 2178 nucleotides. Its product is annotated as L-serine ammonia-lyase. The coding region runs from base 1 to 2178 and encodes 725 amino acids. Gene Ontology annotation, molecular function: 4 iron, 4 sulfur cluster binding; L-serine ammonia-lyase activity. The record is from RefSeq and is a predicted model, not a curated record. Gene Ontology annotation, biological process: gluconeogenesis. The transcript has a single exon. Lineage: Eukaryota; Fungi; Ascomycota; Eurotiomycetes; Chaetothyriales; Cyphellophoraceae.